Adineta ricciae is the source of this 1110-nucleotide messenger RNA. Lineage: Eukaryota; Metazoa; Rotifera; Eurotatoria; Adinetida; Adinetidae. The record is from the annotation of a GenBank genome assembly.
AUGACUACUUCAAGCUCCAUUCCAUAUGAUUAUCAACAAGCCAAUCCAUUGCUGUACACAUUUCGUGAUUAUCAUACGGGAAUUCAACCGUAUUUUAUUUUACCAGUACAAUUUUUAAUCUUCGACUUGACAUUACGCUUCUGGGAUAGAUUUAUGUAUGGCACCUGGUUAUUACCAAGCGAGUUCAUUGAAGUCAGCGCUGAUGAAAAGGUUGGAAUACCACCCUCGCCAGGACCGUUGCUAUCACCAUUACCUUCACCGCGAGUUCGAGUGAUAUUUUUUCCACAGCGACAAAACAUCUUUAGUCUUUCCACGAUCUUCUUUGCUCAAGACUAUAAAAAGCUUUCAGUCAAAACAAAGAAAGCGAAACAUAUUCCAAUCUUUGAUUUAUACGACCUACUAGUCUCUGUCACACCUUUACUCGCUCAUGCUAUUUGGUAUUGUAUUAUUCAAUCGAAUUGUAUGUCAGGUGAAAAUGCAACAACAUGGAAUUGUUAUAAUCUCUUUGGCUAUCGCAUUUAUAAUUAUAUAUUUAGUCCAUUCGCUGUGUUCAGUUUUAACUUUCUUUCGAAGUUAAUUUUAGCGAUACAGAAACGAAGACAGAAAGUUUCACUAUUUCAACGAAAACAGAAAUGGAGAAGAAUUGCAGUUAUGAUUAUUUUCUUUAUAACUUUAACUUUGUCGAUACUCACAUUUCUUUUCGUGGGAGCAUUAGUUCUUCCGUUUUUCUUUACAAAUACUUUACCAAUGGUGAUUAUUUAUGCAUUCAUAGCGAUGACUUAUCUGUACAUUCUCAUAGCUAUCAACAUUUUCCUGAAGUUUUACACGGUUGUCACCGGAAAGGCGUUUUCUCUCGGAGAUGAGAAUCUCAAUUGGAUUAAAAGGCAAAUGAAAAAACUUCACAAUCAUCGACCAUUAGUUAUGCAAGCUGGCGUUCGCUUAUUUCCAUAUCUACUCUCGAUUUUAUUUAAUUUGUCUCAAUUUUUAUACUAUGGAUCAGAUUACCUGGGUGCGAUGAGUCGCGAAGCGCAAAAGAGAGAUCCAACUGCUUAUUUCGGUCGAGUGCAAAAUUCAUCGCAAAUUGCACAUACAAUUUUAAGUUCAACAUGA